AUGGUCUUGCCCUCUGAACCCGAAUUCGAACAGGCUCUGGGAGAGCUCGCGCUCAGUAUUGGCCCCUUCCUCGCAGCCAACCCAUCCUACCAGAAAGCUUUCGAGAUCGUCCAAAUCCCCGAACGGGUCCUCCAAUUCCGCGUUGUAUGGGAAGACGACCAGGGGAAUGCGCAAGUGAACCGUGGAUUCCGUGUGCAGUACAACUCUGCUUUGGGUCCCUACAAAGGCGGCCUGCGCCUUCACCCCUCUGUGAACCUCUCCAUCCUCAAGUUCCUCGGCUUUGAGCAGACAUUCAAGAAUGCUCUGACCGGGCUCAGCAUGGGAGGAGGCAAGGGUGGCUCGGAUUUCGACCCCAAGGGAAAGAGCGACGCAGAGAUAAGGAGGUUCUGCGUGGCAUUUAUGAGCGAGCUAUUUAGACAUAUCGGGCAGGAUACGGACGUUCCUGCCGGCGACAUCGGCACUGGUGCUCGCGAAAUCGGUUUCCUCUUCGGCGCGUACAAGAAACUGCGCAACGAGUUCGUCGGUGUCCUCACCGGCAAGGGCGCACACUGGGGCGGGUCGUUCAUCCGGCCCGAAGCCACCGGGUAUGGCCUUAUCUAUUACGUUGAGCAUAUGAUCCCUCUCGCGUGUCCCGAAUACCCGCUCACCUCACCCAACACGCUUGUUGCCAUCUCCGGCGCAGGCAACGUCGCGCAGUACACCGCCCUCAAGGUCAUCGAGCUCGGCGCGACGGUCGUUUCGCUCUCCGACUCGAGGGGCGCUCUCAUCGCCGAAGAAGGAUUCUCGAAAGAGGUCGUAGAGAAGAUCGGGUCGCUCAAGUUGAGGGGAGGGUAUCUGGAGUCGUACGCGGACUUUGCAGCACCUGAGGAGAAAUACAAGUAUUAUCCCGGACAACGGCCAUGGGCUCUUCUCUCGCAAGUCCACAUCGCGCUCCCGGGCGCGACGCAGAAUGAAGUGUCGGGUGAAGAAGCCGAGGCGCUCGUCAGGGCGGGCGUGAGGGUCGUAGCGGAAGGAUCUAACAUGGGCUGCACGGCGGAAGCCAUCGAGGUCUUUGAGGCGUCUCGCAGGCAGGGCGCCGGUGGGGUCUGGUAUGCACCGGGGAAGGCGUCCAACUGCGGGGGGGUCGCUGUCUCGGGCCUGGAGAUGGCGCAGAACAGCCAGAGGCUCACGUGGAUGCCUGCUGAGGUCGAUGAGAAGCUCAAGGGGAUUAUGGGCAGCUGCUUUGAGACGUGCUUGGGUGCUGGAACCAAGUGGUCCGGCGAGGAGUUGGCGGAGGGCGUGCUUCCUAGUUUGCUCUACGGUGCUAACGUUGCUGGGUUCAUCAAGGUCGCGAAUGCGAUGAAGGAGCAGGGAGAUUGGUGGUAA
Molecule: messenger RNA, 1365 nt
Organism: Guyanagaster necrorhizus
Lineage: Eukaryota; Fungi; Basidiomycota; Agaricomycetes; Agaricales; Physalacriaceae
Product: NADP-specific glutamate dehydrogenase
Exons: 7
Coding region: 1-1365 (454 amino acids)
Cellular component (GO): cytosol
Molecular function (GO): L-glutamate dehydrogenase (NADP+) activity
Source: RefSeq, a predicted model, not a curated record